Mobula hypostoma (lesser devil ray) is the source of this 1616-nucleotide messenger RNA. RefSeq names its product leucine rich repeat containing 23 (gene lrrc23). Gene Ontology annotation, molecular function: protein binding. The record is from RefSeq and is a predicted model, not a curated record. The transcript has 9 exons. Lineage: Eukaryota; Metazoa; Chordata; Chondrichthyes; Myliobatiformes; Myliobatidae. Bases 86 to 1072 code for a protein of 328 amino acids.
GUCUCGGGGCGGGACGUCACCCCGCCGGCGUCCUGUCUCCCCUGGCAACCGCCGGCCGAGCGGGGAGAUCGGCGGGUUGGAGGGAAUGUCGGACACGGAGGGGGAUUCGGACACAGAGGGCCAGGAGCGGGAAGGUGCCCAGACGACGCCCGAGGAUCAGGAGGAGGACAAACCGGAGCAGGCGGAGCCGCAUCCCCUGACGCCGGAGAUUCUGGCAGAGAGCCUGUCCCUCCUCUGCAAGACCGGGGACGCCCUCGCGCACGCCUACGUCCGCGUUGACCUCAAGGACCGCGAGCUGACGGACAUUAACGCCCUGAGCUCCUUCAUCCACCUGCGUUACGCCGACAUCUCCGGGAACCAGCUGGACGACAUCUCCCCCCUGGCCCACCUGAGCCAGUUACUGUGGCUGAACGCGGAGGGGAAUCAGCUCACCAGCGCCCGCCUCGACGAGCUGCCCUUCCUCCAGAUCGCCACCUUCGCCCACAACCGCAUCCGGGACACCGAGGGCAUUGCCCACCCCCUCCUCGAGACCCUCAACCUCAAUCAUAACCACAUCCAAGCCGUGUCAGGCCUCAACCCUGAGAAACUCACCUCUCUGCACACCCUGGAGCUGCGGGGAAACCAGCUGGAGUCCACCCUGGGGAUCAACUUGCCCCACCUGCGGCGCCUCUAUCUGGCCGGGAACAACAUCGUCAGCCUGGAAGGCCUGGAAUCGCUGGUCGGUCUGCAGACACUGCACCUGAGGGAGAACCAGAUCGAGAAGCUGGACGGGUUCUCGGAGAGGAUGGCCUCACUGCAGUACCUAAACCUCAGGGGUAACCAGAUAAUCGAUGUCCAACAGCUGAAGAGCCUGCGGUGCCUUCCCAAGCUCCGGGCGCUCAUCCUCGCAGAGAACCCGUGCACGGAGGACGAUUCCUACCGGCUGGAGGCGCUGAUCCUGCUGCCCGCCCUGCACCGGCUCGACAAGGAGUCCUUCAUUCCCGAGGAGAGGGACGAGGCCGCCGAGGUGCUGAGGGAGAGGCAGGAGGCGGAGCUGAACGAGGAGGAGCAAGAACUGGAGGAGGCCGGCUGAGGGACCCUCCCUGGAGGACGGUCGGUGUGAGGAGAGAGCGGGGGUGGCGUCCAAGCCUCUUCCCUCCAGAGUCCGACUGGUCCUGGGGAUUAACAAAAAUUCAGCCCCCCCCCCGCCACCACGACCUCCUCCACCCUCUUUCGCCCCCACCUCCUCUCUCAUCCCUCAUCCCCUCACUCACUCCGACCCUUUUCCCUCUCCCGGCAGACCCACCGGGACCCCGUCUCCCACUCCUGUUAAACCCACUGGGACCCCGUCUCCCGCUCCCGUCAGACCCACCGGGACCCCGUCUCCCGCUCCCGUCAGACCCACUGGGACCCCGUCUCCCGCUCCGUUCAAACCCACCGGGACCCCGUCUCCCACUCCUGUUAAACCCACUGGGACCCCGUCUCCCGUUCCCGUCAGACCCACCGGGAACCCGUCUCCCACUCCCGUCAGACCCACCGGGACCCCGUCUCCCGUUCCCGUCAGACCCACCGGGAACCCGUCUCCCACUCCCGUCAGACCCACCGGGACCCCGUCUCCCGCUCCGUUCAAACCCACC